AUGGCUACAUUUCAAGUUUAUUUAUUUCUUUUUAUUUCCUACAUUUUGAUAACUGGAGCCGAGGAAAAAUUGUCAAAAUUUGCCAAAAUUUCAGAGAAUGAAGAAGUGAUCCCGCCUUCUGGAGGAAAUUCCUGGUUUCCUGUCCGGAGUAAAAUAUUUUGUUCCACAGUGUGUAUAUCAUUAGGAGUUUCUUGCAAUGGAUUUCAGUUCAAAGGAGAAUCGAAAUACUACAAUGUUUCGAGCAAUACCUGUGCUAUUAUUCAGUAUAAUAUUGUUUUAUAUACUAGACAAGAAUCAGCUGGAAUUUCUGUGUAUCUUCACAAGGAUCAUGCGGAUCAGACUGUUGCGACAUCAGUUUCAACCAGAAAGGCUACGUAUAUAACAUCCGCAAUAGAUACUACUCUCACUACUACUAACGUCCCGACUACAGAUACACCUACUUGUAAUGUUGAUGCGGCUUUAACUCUUCCAGAUAGAAUUGUGCUAUUUUCGGAUUCAAUGGUGUAUUUUUACAGCGAUUUAACUGCUUUAUUCAGUACUCCCUAUAACUCCAUGCCAGUGUCGAGUUUUUUAACCGGCAGCACUGGCAGUGUGGAUGCAGCAUACACGGAUGUUACAUCACAGUAUAUAUUUAUAAUACAAGGAACAGACGUUCAUAAACAUAUACUAUCAGAUGGAAGUUUGGAUUCUAGUGAAACUAUUUCUCAGCACUUUUCACAGCUAUCGACAAUCCCAACACAUAUUGAUGGUGUCAUGUACUAUAACAAUGACGUAAUAGUGAUUUCUAGUGACAUAGUGAGAAGGUACUCGUCAUCAAAAACUGUGUCGGUGUCAACAAAUUCCGCUAACAAUGUCUUUAAGUCAAGCAAUCAUCACCUGGCUCCGUCAGGUGUUACUGCAGUGACGCAAAAUUCGAACGAAGCUUAUAUAUUUUCUAAUUCGCGUGUUUAUAAAUUUACUGCCGGUAAUAAAAAGGGCACAUGGGAAAUUCUGGGCGAUGUUGUUUGUUAA
This is a messenger RNA of Lottia gigantea (owl limpet), 1011 nucleotides long. RefSeq lists its product as hypothetical. The coding region runs from base 1 to 1011 and encodes 336 amino acids. The transcript is spliced from 3 exons. The record is from RefSeq and is a predicted model, not a curated record. NCBI's taxonomy places the organism in Eukaryota, Metazoa, Mollusca, Gastropoda, Lottiidae.